AUGUCUGUCAGUGAUAAUUCAACUUUGGCCGUGUCGCGCGACAAUGAAGGGUCUUAUCAGUUGCUGGAUGGAUAUGCAUACGGUGUCGGAGACUUGGCAGUCAAUUCUUAUGAGAAGUCACCUUACGCAAACGCUCAGAUGGUCACCCUAGACGUCGGACCCGACGCUACUCGCUUUGACGUCCACGGCACCGUCCUCUGCCAAAGUGCAGAGCUUGCGGCGAAGUUUAAUCCGUGGAGCUUAAAGAAGCAGCCGGUGCCGCUACCAGAGGUCGACGAAGCGACAGCACAUACACUCGUGCAUUACCUAUAUACUGGUAAAUACCAAGCUCUAAACACGCAUUCUCAGCCCGACAAAGCAGUGGCACUGAGCUACAAGCUCGGAACGUGUGUGUACUGCGCAGCUGUCCGCUACAAGCUACCAGGGCUCGUGGAACUCGCAAAGGAGAAGAUCACUUCGUUUGGCGAGGACGUGGGCAUCUUCGACACACUUGCCAUGGCGAGAGACCAUGCAUUUCCACUCCUACCGGAAGAUGAAUCAUGGUAUGCGGCGUAUCUGGAAGGUGCGAUUAACAGCGCUAUGGCGGAGGAUCCAGAACCGUUCCGAAAGCCAGAUUUCAUUACCCAGGUUGAAGGCAAUAGCCGACUUCUCCAGGUCGUUUGGAAGACUGUGAUGAGUAACUAUGCCAGAGCCCCUGUCGUACCGGUUAUUGUGGAGGAUGAAGCUGUAACUCCAACAGCUGAGACUCUUCCAGAGGACUUUGAGUCGGCUGAUGUUCGAGGGCCCGAGCCUGCUCAAGAGCCUCAAGACAUUAGUGCUAGAGAAACGAAGCUAGUCGAUGACAGUACACCAUCACCUAUGCCGAUUGAAACAGACGCCUCAGCUACAGGGGCCAAGUCCGAGUCUGAUAUCGCACAAGAGGAUUCCUUGGAACUGGACGACAUCGAGCCCACAGUAGAGAUGUCGCAGGCACCGGAGCCCUUCACAGACGAGCUAGGCUUCGAAAGGAGCAAGAUGUACAAGCAAAUGGGCAAGAAAUCGGAAUUGGCUGUUGGCACCGAGCCAAAUCUAGAAGCGCUCAAGAAGUCUGCUCAUACACGAUCCGAUUCUGUGAUGCAAGUUGAAGAAGCUGCGCCAACGCCUAAUCUGGAGAGGAAAGACAGUGAAACUGCAGAACUUGUAGACGACGGAUCGCAGGUAAACGGGCUGAAUGACGGUGCCACGACGUCGAAGAAGAUCAAGAAACAAAAGAAGAAGAAGUCGUCAAUUGUUUUCCAUUGA
Cucurbitaria berberidis CBS 394.84 is the source of this 1281-nucleotide messenger RNA. RefSeq lists its product as uncharacterized. The transcript has 2 exons. The record is from RefSeq and is a predicted model, not a curated record. NCBI's taxonomy places the organism in Eukaryota, Fungi, Ascomycota, Dothideomycetes, Pleosporales, Cucurbitariaceae. Bases 1 to 1281 code for a protein of 426 amino acids.